AUGAGCCUAUUAUUUGAGGAAGUUCAAAAAAAAUUUCAUGAGGCACUCUUGGAAGCUGGAGCUGCAUUUCAACAAUGUAUUUUGCCAGGCGGUGAAGUCUUAACACAAGUACCAAAAACUUAUACAGAUGGUGCAGAAUUUAUCUACAAGUACGAUAACGCUUUCAGUGUCUCAGUGAAGAUCGUUCACUGGAAAAAUUGGUUUUACUUUUUGUGUCACAAUACGACGUCAAAUAUAACUGCUGCCAGGGCUUUCCAAAAAGAGGAUUCGAAAGGUGAUUUGGAUUUGAAGUCUUUAAUUGAUGAGAUAAUUCCAUCAAACCAAGAUAUUCGGGCUCAAGAACAAGGCGUCGCGGUAUCUGAGAAUCCAAGAAACGUAGCGCAAUCUACUGUCCACCCUCGAUUUGUAGAUGUCCAGCCCAGCGAUGCUCCCUUUGGUAUGUCAGGACCAUUUGGAAAUUUACCUAGCCAAAAGCCUCUAUUUCCAUCAAUUGGUGCCGAUGAUCUUUACCCAGCUGGCGUCGGUGCUCCCUCUUCUGGGAACAAUGGGGGAAUGCAUCCUACAUUGAAUCAUCCUAUAUUUCAUCCGGAAAGAGGAACGAAUAACACUGGUGAAGAAGAACCUCCAGUUUUGCCUUAUGUACCUUCUGGUGCUCGGUAUGAUCCAACAUCGCCUGGUGACUUGCGAGCUUUACAUGGCCCAUCUGGAGGCCAAUUUCCACAAAGAAGUUCAAAACCUGGUCAGGGUUUUAGAUUUCCUGGUGAGCCCGACAAUGAUGACUUUAUGCCUCCCGGUUCUAGCGACAUGUUCAUGUAG
This is a messenger RNA of Schizosaccharomyces osmophilus, 816 nucleotides long. RefSeq names its product PI31 proteasome inhibitor Fub1 (gene fub1). Gene Ontology annotation, molecular function: proteasome binding; endopeptidase inhibitor activity. NCBI's taxonomy places the organism in Eukaryota, Fungi, Ascomycota, Schizosaccharomycetes, Schizosaccharomycetales, Schizosaccharomycetaceae. The record is from RefSeq and is a predicted model, not a curated record. The transcript has a single exon. Gene Ontology annotation, biological process: proteasome-mediated ubiquitin-dependent protein catabolic process. The coding region runs from base 1 to 816 and encodes 271 amino acids.